UCCCUCAAAAUGUCAAAUUUCACGUUUGUAUUUGUUACUUAAGUAUGUUUAAAUUUGGCUGAGUAAACAAGUUAAGGAUGAAUAAAAUUGUGCAUUUUGCAUUUAAUUUGAUAAAGUGAAUUUCGCUCAACGGAUGCAGUAAGGAAUUUUUAAACAAAGUUCAUUAACCCCUCGAUCAAUAGACUUAGUUGAACACUGUGACGUCAUGCGUGUGAACGUGCACUUUUUGAAAACAUAUGAGCAGGAAAAUAAAUCUGGUUUACAGACCAGGAGCUAGCACAUGUGACAGUCUAGUAUGGGGAUCUCCCUUUUGAAUACAGCACUAUCCGCUUUAUAGCAGCUAUAGAACAUCACCUCAUCUUUGGCUUUAUCAUUCUAAGGUUACAAGAAAAAGCCGGCCAUGAUGCACCUCAACGGCCUAGAAAAGAACCUGUCGUCCACGAGCCUGGAAGAGAUGGAGGAGCCGGAGAAAGAACCAAUCGUGUACGAGGACGCCAAACACACGACCAACGUCCUCAACUCGCUACGCCAGAUGCACAAACGGGGCCAGUUCUGCGACGCAACGUUGAUCGUGGGCGAGCAUGAGCUCGGAAUACAUCGCGCCGUGCUUGCUGCGUCAAGUCCCUACUUUUUCCAGUUGUUUGAGAGUUCAGACACGGACGACAGUCUGCGUACGUUCAAGUUGAAAGGCGUCCAGUUUGAGCGGUUUAAGCCACUGCUUGAUUUCAUGUACACUGGAAGGCUCCAGGUGGCCCAGGACAUGGUAAAGGCGGUCUACAACCUUGCGCAGGACCUGAGAAUCGCGUCUGCCAGCCAGGCCUGCGUCGAGUACCUCACCACCAGCCUCACUCCAGACAACUGCCUAGGUGUUCGCUCCUUUGCCUCGGAGGAGACUUUCAGAGAGAACGUUACGCAGUACAUAUCUGAGAACAUCCUGGAGGUUACAAACAGCAAGAAUUUCUAUGGGCUCCAAAAAGUGUCAUUGGAGAUAGUUGUCCCCAAUGAGCACCGCAUCAACUCUGCCAGCAAUGAGGAGGUGAUGGAGGGGGUGCUGGAGUGGCUUAAGGAGAAACUGCCAGACUUCAAGAACAAGAUAGAGGCCCUUUCAGAGGAUACUAUCCUCCUGUACCUGAACUCCAACAACACUGUGACAGACUGCAAUGAUGUAGAAGAUGAGGUAGUCCAGGAAAACGAACUUGUACAGGACUAUAAGAAACUCACCCGUAAGAAGAAGAGUGGAAUGCCGCCAAAGGAAGUGAAUUCUAAUGGUAGUAACGGCAGUGAACAAGAGAGUGCAUGCAAGGCCAUAUACCACAAGUUUAGCAUUGACCCGUACAGUCCCAAGGAGAUGGAGUGGUCCAUCAUAGCAUCCUACAAGACCAAAGAUCGCUCCUACAUGAUGAUCGCCAUGCUGAACGGUCAGCUGGUGACGGUCGCCGUGCACUACCGCCUGGCGACCCACAACAGCAGCGACGAGAAUGGAAAGCCGGACCCCGCAUCUCCCUUGUUCAAAUGCAAUGGCAAUGAUCUCUUUCAUGAACGGAUUACGGACUUGUCUCCCUUGCAAAAAAUGUUGUUCAACAGAUGCGCGUUUGGUAUAACCACCUUGGAUGGGAAGAUCUUUGUCUGUGGUGGCUACGACAGAGGCGAGUGUCUGAAAUCUACGGAAGUCUAUGACGUGGACACCAACAGCUGGUCUCAACUGGGCGAUAUGUGCUCGGGCCGUGGUCGAUUCAGUAUCGGCUGUUAUGAGGACAAGAUCUACGCAUUUGGGGGCUCGAGCGGCAACUUUGACAUGAGGACCGUGGAAUGCUACGAUCCAAACACAAGAAAGUGGUCGGUGAUUGCGAAAUCUGACAGGGGAUCCUCAUCACCAGGUAUCGCGGUUCUCCAUGGCAAGCUGUAUGUGCUGGGCGGCUGUAUAGGGCAGAUCACAGUUGCCACGUGCCAGACCCUGGACCUAGCCUCUCUAGAGUGGCAGGACAUUGCUCCCAUGAAACUAGCUAGAUACCAGGCAGCAGUGGCAAUUUUCAGGAACAAGAUCUACGCAGUGGGAGGAACCAACGGGUGGAAAUGUCUCAGUGAGGUCGAGGUGUACGACCCAGAGGUCAACGAGUGGACGAUGCAUUCCCAACUGAACAUCGCCAGACGUGGGGCAGGCAUCGAUGUGUUUCAGGGUAAGAUCUAUGUAGUCGGUGGCAGUGAUGGAACAUCGGCUCUCAACUCGACGGAAAUCUACGACCCAGAGAACCACAGCUGGGUUCUUGGACCGUCGCUACGUGUUCAACGUGCAAACUGCGGUGUAGCCGUGCUUAAUGAGAGACUGUACGCGUUGGGAGGCUUCAACGGAAAGAAAUUCCUCAACUCCAUUGAGUAUCUUGAUCUCCAAACCAAAGAAGCCUGGCGAAACGGGAACCUGGGGUUUGAGCGUUCCGUUAGCCAUGAGGCGACGAUGGCCGGAGGCCUCCUAACGGUGGAUAAUUGUAGAGAGCGAAGCAAAAGCGAUAUUGUCAUGAACGGGGGCGAAGAAAAAAAAGAUGGUGGUUUGUGCAGCGGCGUUUUGAAACAGGAAAUCAAAUGUGAGGCUGAACGUCCGUCAUGACUUUGAUGCAGUUUACUCUAAAUUUGACAUAUUUUGUGUACCUGUACAUAUUGCUGUUGUUCUUUCUAUUGUUUUUUUUUCCUUUUUUCAAUUUUGUUUUGUGCAUGUUCAUAGUGCUGUUGUUCUUUGUUAUUUUCUUUCCAUUGUGAAAACCUUUGUGUGAAUAAUUCCAUUAAAUUUUCAGGGCUCUGUUUCCAUACCAUGUAAGGGUAACCAUACAUUAUAACAAAUGUAACCAUUCAUUGUUUUCUCUGUUGUGAAUAGCAAUAUCAGUGUAAAAUUUGCCAGCUCAAUAAAGCUUAUGGGCCAAGUUUUAUGAACAUUCUCGACUUUUCAGCUCAACUCAAAGAUGAGAUUUGAGUUUUAUGAACAUACUCGACUUUUCAGCUCAACUCAAAGAUGAGAUUUGAGUUUUAUGAACAUUCUCGACUUUUCAGCUCAACUCAAAUAUGAGAUUUGAGUUUCAUGAACAUUCUCAACUUUUCAGCUCAACUCAAAGAUGAGAUUUGAGUUUCAUGAACAUUCUCAACUUUUCAGCUCAACUCAAAGAUGAGAUUUGAGUUUCCACUGAGCUUUGCACUGAGAAUGUUGGUCAGCUCCCCAACAAUCUCAAAUCUCAGCUUAAAAUGAUCUACCCUGUACAUAUUCCUAUAAAACUCAGGGUUAAGUCAGUCGUAAAACUCUAAAAAGCUUUCUGUGAUCACAUUAUCAACAUAAUGGUUAAGCUAAUCUCACAAAUUGAGGGGAAAAAACUCAAAAAUUAAGCGAGAAUAUCGACUUCGGUACCGCUUUGUCCUUCAUACUAGAUAUUUGACCCAAGACAGGUUUUGUCAAUAGCAUUCUAUACUUUUAAUUGCUUCUGUUAAAAAUAACUUUUUCUAGCCUUUGUCGGAACGAAAUAAAUGAGCCUUGUUCUUGGAAAACAAGGCUUAAUGCAUAUGCGUAAAGUGUUUUUCUAUAAUAGCCUGUGCGAACUGCACAGGCUAAUGUGGGACAACACUUUUCACAUGCAUUAACCCUUUUAGUGCAGGAACCGAAUUUUGAAGGCCUGUGCAAACAGUUUGGAUCCAGAUGAGAUGCCACAGGACGUGGCGUCUCAUCAGGAUCCAAACUGUUUGCUAUUCUGAUAGUUUGUUUUUUUUAAAUCGAAGAAAAUGCUAAUUUUAGAAAUUUAGCAGACAACAUUGUAGCAGACGACAAAUUUCCCAGCAUGCACAGGCAUUAAGCCCCAUUUUCCCAGAUUGAGGCUAAAAUGGUUUUGGAAUAGGAACUCUUUGUACUAUUACCAGCAUUUGAAGUGAACAGUGCCAUUCCAAGGACUUCAACUUUGUCUCCUCAUAUGUCUCAAAACAGUGAAAGGCUUUAGAACAAGGUUGUUUUCAAGUAAGUAAAUUUUGCAUUAAUAUUGCAAAAAAAUGUAUUUGCUUUUGUCUGUAAAAAAAGUUUGUGAUUAUACAAAAAACAAAACAAUUUGUUUGGAUUGAAAGUGCCAAAUGUAUGAAAUCUGUUAUAUUGAGAUAUUUGAUCAAUUUUUAUUUUUUAUAAUCCUUAUAUACCCGGUAACGAUACUAUUUGACACUCUGUGCUUUAUUAGCUAUAAUUUAUGGCAUAUUGAUGAUCAUUGAAUGAACUGAAUUGCUGAUUUGUUUGGCAGCAUGUAAAUUACAUUUAGGUCAUAAAGCAUAAUUUUUGCUGAAAUAACCAGUCCCCAUUUAUUAAAUAAUAACAUUCAAGUAAUAAAGCAUAAUAUUGUUAAAUAUUAAGUCCCAAUUAUAAAAAAUACUGAGCAGAUAUUAUGUUACAAACUUUUACUUAACAUAAUUAAAAAAAUUAUUGAAAUAUGUAAAAUUAUAACAAUUUUGGUAAUUAUUAAUAGUAUAAUUUCCUUGCAUUUUGUGGAUUAAGUUGUUUUUGCCUUCUGGAAACUAUAAUGUUUAUUUGAGAAUUUUAUCAUUUCUAAGAAUUGCAUACAUUGUACACAUAAUCCAAAGCGGAAAGUGACGGUCCAUCCAUAGCAAGAAUAUAAGUGGUUUAUUCUAUAUGACUCGAUCAUGCAAUGUUUGUUACUUUUUAUAAUUGUGUCAGUAAUCAAGAUAAUUUCGUAUUUAUGCAUUUUAAGGUAUGUAAACAAAUUUUACUUACCAGUAUAUUUAUGUAUAGAAUUUAUUUACUGUAUUUAAAGGGCUUUUUUGUUAUAACUACGUUGGAUCUUGAUGUUUCUUGAAGUCCCGCAUAUGUAAAUAAUGUAAAACUAAACCUCUGUGUGUGCGUGUGGAACUUUAUGUGGUCUGCCUGGGCCUGAGGCAUUAUAUGAGUACUGGGGGUGUUUCCAAGCCCCCAGCUCUCAGAUUUAUACUUGUAUGUUGAACCACCUCAAUCUUCAAAUGGUGCAAUCAUGUUUUUGGUCAAUAAAGUUAAGACCAAGAUUGCGACUGACGUAUUGAUCUUUGUGAGGCGAGUUUCCAUGGUUAAUAAGCAAAUCUAAAAAUAUCUUAAAUGUGUCCGGGUGUCCAGAAUGAAUAUCAUGCCAUUAAAGAAGUAAAAUAACUGUAUAGCUUACCACAUUGUAUAUUCAACAUGAAUAGCAUAUACUUUUUUGAUAAUGAAUGUAUUAAGUAUAUUUAAAAAAACAAGCUGUGUUAUAUUUGUAGCUUUACGGUAUUCAAUUAUAGAAAAUCUGUACAAACACUAUUUGUCGAUGAAAGUAUCUGGAGAAUGUAAUGACUCAUAAAUAAAGAAGGGGACAAGUU
This is a messenger RNA of Dreissena polymorpha, 5352 nucleotides long. Its product is annotated as influenza virus NS1A-binding protein homolog A-like. Gene Ontology annotation, molecular function: protein binding. NCBI's taxonomy places the organism in Eukaryota, Metazoa, Mollusca, Bivalvia, Myida, Dreissenidae. The transcript is spliced from 14 exons. The coding region runs from base 401 to 2602 and encodes 733 amino acids. The record is from RefSeq and is a predicted model, not a curated record.